Meloidogyne enterolobii is the source of this 365-nucleotide messenger RNA. Lineage: Eukaryota; Metazoa; Nematoda; Chromadorea; Rhabditida; Meloidogynidae. The record is from the annotation of a GenBank genome assembly.
UUACUCUUAAUUUUAAAAUAAAGAUACGAUUAUUUAAACUGAUAUUUAAAUCUGAACAAAUUUCCUUCACAAAAAUGCGUGAACCAAUUAACAAUAGUAAAGAAAUACCACAAAAAACUUCUCUUCAAAAUAACUCUAAAUUAAUAAAUGGAUUUAAUGAAAAUAAUAUAAACAGUGAAAACAACAAUUACUCAAAUAAUUGUCAAAAUAAUACAAAAUUUUCUUUUAAAGAAUCAGGGAGCAAUCCAGCUAAACAAACACGUCGUCCAUUAACUGCACAACAAAAGAGUCCCUACAUCAGCAAUUUUUGGAUUUCUGUACGUUUAUCCAAACUAGGAUAUGUAGUUGAUCCCGAUUUUAUGUAA